Cynoglossus semilaevis (tongue sole) is the source of this 2343-nucleotide messenger RNA. It is a transcript of the gene psmg2, whose product is annotated as proteasome (prosome, macropain) assembly chaperone 2. Gene Ontology annotation, cellular component: cytosol; nucleus. Lineage: Eukaryota; Metazoa; Chordata; Actinopteri; Pleuronectiformes; Cynoglossidae. Bases 154 to 948 code for a protein of 264 amino acids. The record is from RefSeq and is a predicted model, not a curated record. Gene Ontology annotation, biological process: proteasome assembly. The transcript has 7 exons.
ACUACCAUCUUCAACUCUGAGCGAUUACAAGACCCGAGCGGAAGGCAUGAAAACACAAGAGUGUUAGAGAGAAUUAAACCUAACCCUCUGGAAUAACAAUAACAUAUUUAAACAGUUUUAUCUAAAUUUAGUCGCCCGACAGCGCUUGACUUUAUGAAAAUGUUUAUUGCUUCGGAAAACUCUCCUUCUUUCUUUAAAGAGUUCACCCUCGUCAUGCCAGCUGUGGCUGUGGGUAAUGUGGCACAGCUGGCCGUGGACCUCAUCGUGUCAACUCUUAACAUGAAAAGAGUGGGCUACAUCCACACAGACUGUCUCGUCCCCAUGGCUGGGAACAACCCGUACACCACCUGCAAAGAAGAUGCUGAGGAGCUGCACACCCCUGCAGAAGUGUAUUCAGCACCAGAGCUGAAGUUGGCCAUCCUUCAAAUCAGAGCUCCAGUUAUUCCGACAAAAUCCAAAAAGUUUCGUCAACUGAUUGUGUCUUGGAUCAAGUCCAGUGGAUUCUCCAGAACUGUGCUUCUGUCCAGCAGCCACGCAUACCAGAGAGACGACCAACAGCUGCAAGGAACCCCUCUGAGGUACCUGGUCACUCCAUCCCUGCUGAAGGUAAGCGAAGACGUCCUGAAGGAAUUGGGCUGGAGGGAAAUGGAGCGAGUGCCGGUGUUCCCCGGAGUAACGGACACCAACGCUGAGCCUCAUCUCUGCAUUCCUGGAGGAGGAAUCACCAAAGGACUGUUCACAGACAGUUGCUCAGAGGAUCUUCCACUGGCUGUGCUCCUUCUCUUCUGUUCGGAAGGAGACAACAUCCCUGACGCUUUCACCCUCGUCAACCAUCUGAAUGACUGGCUCCACCUGCUGGACAAUCCUAGCCAAGAAGCAAACAAGUGGAAGAUUCCAAACUCCUGGAGACUCCUGUUUGGCAGUAGUGUCCCUUCUGCACUUUUUUAAUUUCUCACAUCUUUUUUGUGUCAUUUAAAACCUACAACUUUUUGGUCAAAACUGCAAAUUUGUAAUUUAAGGCUAAACGCUCAAAUCUGCUUAGUCCUGUGGUUUGUGCAAAAUAAAAUUAUUAACUAAAUACGACUUGGACCAAGAUCUGGCUGAGCCCAUAUUCCAAAACAAAUACUUUAAAAAUAUCAGUAUCAGUUAAUUACAUUCUUUUGGUUUUAUAAAUAAUUGUCAGAGACCUUCAUUGUUUCCGUAGACUGACUGAAUUCCACUGCAGCUGUCGUGAUUCGUUUCUCCAUGCCGAGCACAUGUUUGAUUUAUACACAAUGUUGAAAAGUUACUUUACUUCUGGCCAAACCUCUAACAAAUACAACUAAAAUUACCAGUGAGGUCAAUGUGAAUUACCAAUCUCUAGAAUGUGUUUAUAUUGACAAGAAGUGUACCAACAUUUCUGAAAAUGUAAAACUGUAAAUCACACAAAUCUUAAAAAAAAAAAAUUACAUUUAUAUUCUGUACACGCACUUGUGGAACCAUGCUGCUGAAUUUUGCAGGUUUUUAGUUUUUUUCAAAUAAAAAAAAAAACCCAAACAGCAGGUCUGGACAUAUGUGAAAACACUGACUUUGUUUGUGUUUCUCUCCGUCGAUCUCCACCUACUUGACUGUAAGUGACUGGACAAAUGCCAGCGUUCAUUCCCGGCAGCUCCACCUCCAGCAUAAUUUGAUUUGUGCCUGCAACACGUUCUAACAUUUGACAUAGAGGUUAGACAAGUAGAAGAAGAAGAAGAAGAAGACAGCUGCUGCAGUCAGACUUUGACCUGGUGGAGCUGGCCAGCUCUAGGGUUUCCUGUUUCUUUUGUGUGCCGGUGUGAGAGUGAGUGUUUGUUUUGCCUGGUUAUGGUAAAGGAAAUGUUCGGACAGCACUAGAGGGAAGCCGCAAAAAGAAACGACUACACCGUGGGACUGAAAAUAUGGAGACAUAUUUAUACUGUCCCAAUCAACGUAUUAAUGCUUAACAUUUAAUGCACAAGAUAUUUACACAAACCUGACUUCUCUACUUUUAUCAAUUACCUUAAAUAUUUAUGGUUGAGUUUAAUUUGAUUUAUAAAAAAAAUCUAAUCAUGUGACAAUUUGACAGCAAGUUAUCUUUUUCAAAGCAGUAAAAAAAGUGAUUUUGUUAUUUCAUAGUACAGUAUUUGAAUUUUGCCUAUACUUAAAUUACUACUAAAAAAUAGCUGUCUUUUUGUUAUCUUUGGGAAAACUUUUCUGAUUCACAUUAGGCUUUUAUCUAUUUUCACAAUGUCUACUAAAUGUCCUUACAAGAUGCUGGAAAUUGGACCUUAAAAAAAAAAGAUUCUAUGGUCGAAAUCCCCCUGGUACGUUAAAAAUGAUGAAAAA